Molecule: messenger RNA, 2691 nt
Organism: Linum trigynum
Lineage: Eukaryota; Viridiplantae; Streptophyta; Magnoliopsida; Malpighiales; Linaceae
Source: the annotation of a GenBank genome assembly
CUAGUCAUAAAUAAUGAUAACAAGGACUCAUCAAUUAUGCUAUGAAUUGAGGUCGACCGCCUUUAGAAUUAGGUCGACCGCAAUGCUUUCUCGUGUUGCCCAAAUUAGUCAAUUCGGUCGACCGCCUUCAGGAUUAGGUCGACCGAAAAGUCCAUGUCACGGUGACAUGUAUGUCACCGUAGCAAAAUCCUAAAAGACAAUGUAAUCAAAACAAAUACGAACAACAUACCAGAAACACGAAGAUAGCAGCAUCCCGUGACAAACGGAGCACACAAUGUACACAGCUUAUCUUCUUGAUCGUAUACAUGUCACCAUAGCAAAAUCCUAAAAGACAAUGUAAUCAAAACAAAUACGAACAACAUACCAGAAACACGAAGAUAGCAGCAUCCCGUGACAAACGGAGCACACAAUGUACACAGCUUAUCUUCUUGAUCGUAGUAUCAAUUACAAUGUCUUUUGCUUCUAAUCUCAUUUUGUUUCGGCAUUCACUAUAUAUACAUCCUUUGCCACUGCUAAAUCGUAAAUGACACUAACACAAAGUUGAACCAGGUUAAUUACACUACCAAUUCAUAGGAAAACAUGCUCAUGCUCGUCCAUAUGCCAUUAAGGCAUGGUUUUUUGCGUUAGGCAGUGAAUGAAUUUCUCCAUCACAGUGGAAACGAUUGGUGUCCAAGAUGUAGGCCACCAUACCAACUCGCAAGCGCAGUUAAUGGGCCAGUGAAACCCUGCAUCAGCCCAUCAAAGUUUCGGGCUUUCCCGGGCCUGUGUAUGCUCACCCGCCAGUAUUUCAAUGGCGUCUGUCUGUCAUCAUCAAUCAGCUAGGGUGCAAAGAAAGUCCGACCGAGUGAGCUAUUGGGACAGAGAGUUCCCGAGCAAACGUGCGAUUCAUUACAGAGUAUCAGGAGGAGAAGGAAGGAAAGGAAUAGCAGGUAAAGCAUAUUCUGCCUCCGUCGAGUUAACAUGCCAGGCUCUGUUUUUAGAAACUGUGGGGGGAUUUAACUGCUUUUGUUUGACUUUCGCGCAAUUGUGCGCCCGCGAAAAGGUUUGUGCUUUGCGUUCCCAAUGAUCAAUUCGGGAUUGCGUUUGGGAAAAAGCUCUAAGCUUUAGUUCCGGGUGGAGGAAGCUUGAAUUUUUAUUCCAAGUUGGAUCGUUCUCUCUCUCCGUCGUAGUCGUAAAUUUUCUAGGUUUUUAGGCUUGAAUGUCCAGUCGUCAUUCUGUUGCUUGUCGACUAUGAGGUGCAGAAUGCCUCGGUUUUUUAAUUUCCUUCUUGUGUGCAAUAGGUAAGUAAGAAUGGAGGAUGAACAUAUGAUUAAAGAACUCUCUAUUGAAGAGAAUGGCACCAAGGAAGAGAAUGUGAAUUUAGAGCCUUCAGUUAGCAAUGGAGAUGACGAGCCAUCUGCGGGACAGAACGAUGGUGAUGAGAAGAAAGAAGCUGCAAAGAAGAAAAAGAAGAAAAAUAAAAGCAAGAGGAAGAAGGAACCUGCUCAGCAGACUGAUCCACCCUCUAUUCCUGUUGCUGAGCUCUUCCCAUCUGGAGAAUUUCCAGAGGGAGAAAUUCAACAAUACAAAGAUGAUAACUUAUGGCGCACAACAUCUGAGGAGAAGAGGGAAUUGGAGCGGCUUGAAAAGCCUUUAUAUAAUUCAGUUCGACAAGCUGCAGAAGUUCACCGACAGGUGCGCAAGCACAUCAGAAGCAUUUUGAAGCCUGGUAUGUUAAUGACCGACCUCUGUGAGACAUUGGAAAACACGGUUCGCAAGCUAAUAUCAGAAAAUGGUCUUCAAGCUGGAAUUGCAUUUCCUACGGGAUGCUCCCUGAACUGGGUCGCUGCUCACUGGACUCCUAACUCUGGUGACAAGACAGUGCUUCAGUAUGAUGAUGUGAUGAAGCUGGACUUUGGGACUCAUAUUGAUGGACAUAUUGUUGACUGUGCAUUUACCGUGGCAUUCAAUCCCAUGUUUAACCCUCUACUUGAAGCUUCACGUGAGGCUACCAACACGGGUAUUAAGGAAGCUGGGAUCGAUGUUCGUCUGUGUGAUGUUGGUGCUGCAAUCCAAGAGGUCAUGGAAUCUUAUGAGGUUGAGAUAAAUGGAAAGGUGUUUCAAGUUAAAAGCAUUAGAAACUUGAAUGGACACAGCAUUGGGCCAUAUCAAAUUCAUGCUGGAAAGUCAGUUCCUAUUGUGAAAGGAGGGGAGCAGACUAAAAUGGAAGAGGGUGAAUUUUAUGCAAUUGAAACAUUCGGCUCAACAGGGAAAGGAUAUGUCAGAGAAGAUCUGGAGUGCAGUCAUUACAUGAAAAACUUUGAUAUUGGCCAUGUGCCAUUGAGGAUGGCAAGAGCAAAGCAACUGCUAGCAACAAUAGAUAAAAACUUCUCAACAUUAGCCUUCUGCAGGCGGUACUUGGACCGGCUUGGAGAAACCAAGUACUUGAUGGCUCUGAAGAAUUUAUGCGAUUCCGGCAUUGUUCAGCCGUACCCUCCUCUUUGCGAUGUUAAGGGCAGCUAUGUGUCCCAGUUUGAGCAUACAAUCUUGCUUCGCCCAACCUGCAAAGAGGUGAUAUCAAGAGGCGAUGACUAUUAAUUACGAUGGUGUAUCUUCCUGUAGUGUGAUUUUGUAGGAACUUUGAACAGAUUCAUGUUGAAUGAAUCCAUUCCUACGAUUUGGCUUAUAGUUUGAUGUUACUGAAAAAGUGUA